This is a messenger RNA of Daldinia caldariorum, 1047 nucleotides long. RefSeq lists its product as uncharacterized. The transcript has a single exon. The record is from RefSeq and is a predicted model, not a curated record. Bases 1 to 1047 code for a protein of 348 amino acids. Lineage: Eukaryota; Fungi; Ascomycota; Sordariomycetes; Xylariales; Hypoxylaceae.
AUGAAGGGACGCCCGGUCGACCAACUCGUUUACGAGUUCAUGUUCCCGAAACCCCGAAGCAGCGAUCCCCAGAACUUCCAUACUCUCCUUCACCGUAACCUCAUCCCUGAGGUCCGCCAGGAAGUUCAUUCUUUCUAUGGCCAUCUCGACACUCAAGAAGCCAAGUACCCAGGUUUAGAUUACACGCAUCGUGUCCACCGUAUACGACUUGGCCGCUGGCAGUGGCAUCGUCGUCUAUUUCGGGCUUUCGACGCCCUGCGCCUGACCGAUUCCGAAAUCGCCAACCUCACGAAGUGGGAAGGUACAAAAUGGGCUAAGGAACGUUUCGAACGUGAUUCCGGAGUCACCAUUCACGAUACUGCGUUUGACGACAUUCCGAAGUGGGUCGAGCCAGAAGAUAGGCCACAAACAGCACGCGCGACUCAAACCGAAACCUUACCACAGGCAACAACGACAUCAGACGAAUGCAUGGAUGGCGAGCAGGAAGAAGGAGAAGGAGAAGAAAAUAAUAAUGAGGACGACGACGACGACGACGAGAGCGAUGGUGAGCUGACAAGCGUCGGAGUGCCUCUGAAUGAACAACUCCGCGAAAGAGCAGCGCGUCAUGAAGCCGGCGAUACCUCGUUACCCCUGGAUGAGGACUGGGAGCAGUGGCUGAAAAAUGCAAUCGAGGCCGGUGAAUUUCCCUUCCUCACAGAGCAGAUCAUACGGGAUUCCAACAUAGCUCUCAUUCCGCAGGCACUCUUCCCGGCGGGUAUGCUGAGUGCGGCACGAGCUGGCCGCUGGCAGGAGAUCCCGGACUUCCUCCAUUCAAUUCUCCGAUACGCCUUGGACGACGAGGCAUCCGGUCGAGACAACUCUUCGGCCCGGAUCGAGCGUUCUAUGGCACUUUCCUUUGAGCGCGGCAUCACCGGCGGUAGGAGGUCCUUGCGCCGAAAUUUCUCAGAUUUACGGCUUCCGACCAGCGAAACCAGUACCGCCACUCCAGAAGUUCGUCUGCAGCGAACAGCUCAGUCGGGGACCCAGACCUACAUCACUCUUCCUUAA